AUGGACGAUUACCAGAGCCCCGUCGUGGCGCAAUUCCUCGAAUCACUGCCAAAUCAACUCUCCCAGGAAUCAUGUCACCAGUUCGCUUUGCACCACAUUGUCCCAAUUCUCUAUCCCAACACUACCGGCAAGGUAGAUAUCCAACCUAGUCCUUUCCAUGGAAGCAUGAGCUAUACGGUCAUAUUACAUACUCAUUUUACGUCCACUCAUUUCACUGGCGUAGAUGGUCGUAUUGUCGUCCAGUUCCGAAGCGACAAGCAAGACCUUUUUGGAGUCACCGAAGCCAGCCACAUUCAUGGAUCUACUGUACCUCUGGUAAAAUACCAGGGCAUGUAUGAAGGGCUCUUUGUGUAUACAUCGCCUUUUGCACAAGGGACGCCUUAUAUCAGUAUCUUGAUGUCUUCCGAGGAUUCUCAACUACCUCUUCAGAAGAUGGCGACUGUCCUGGACCUUGCAGACCUGAUCACACGAGGAGCCAAAACGAACACUGCUCUAUUUGACACCGCUCUACCCGACCUUACUUUCACCCUUGAAAGAAUUCAAAAAACGGUCAAUAAUUACAAUUUUCGACAUACAUUCCUCAAAAACAAAAUUUUGGCUUGCAUCACCAAGCUCUUGCUACAGCUACCCAGUCUUACUACCCUCCCGGUCACCCUUACUCACCAGGAUCUUUCACCCUUUAAUUACCUGAUUGACGUCUCUACGGGCAGAGUGCAGGCUGUACUAGACUGGGACGGUGCUCUUUAUUUCCCGAUUGGUUCCAAUUUUCAUUUCAUAGAUAGAUAG
Messenger RNA from Penicillium oxalicum, 786 nucleotides. RefSeq lists its product as uncharacterized. NCBI's taxonomy places the organism in Eukaryota, Fungi, Ascomycota, Eurotiomycetes, Eurotiales, Aspergillaceae. The record is from RefSeq and is a predicted model, not a curated record. Bases 1 to 786 code for a protein of 261 amino acids. The transcript has a single exon.